Symbiodinium natans is the source of this 3492-nucleotide messenger RNA. The record is from the annotation of a GenBank genome assembly. Lineage: Eukaryota; Dinophyceae; Suessiales; Symbiodiniaceae.
AUGAUGAUUCGAGUGCUGCGUUCGCCAUGGCUUGCUGUCGGCCCUUGCAGCUUAUCCACCCUGGUGACACUGCGCACGGUACGACUCCCAAAAGGCACACCGCUUUUACAGCCAUGCAGAUUUGCUGCGCUGCACGCUGACAGAGGUCAGCUAGGUCAGCUAGGUCCAAAUGGCCAGAGCUGGUCGCCACUGCAUUGUGGGCUGGCCUUCGUCACAGCAGCUGCCGUUGCAUAUGGACACCAGCGCCGAAGCUGCACCUGUGUAGCAGCCACCAGCAGCGAUGCUGGUGAAUCUGUUACUGAGUAUUUGCCGGGGGCUCUGAUCAGCACCGAACGGUUCUUCACAGUGCCAUUGGACCACUCAUCUGAAAGCAACAGCCCUACUCUGACAGUGUUUGCUCGGGAGCUCGUUCUGGAAAAACACAAAGGAAAGGACUUGCCAGUGUUGCUCUACUUGCAGGGCGGCCCGGGGUUCCCUGCAGCAAGACCAAGUUCUGCUUCUGGAGGUUGGCUUGGUCGAGCUCUUCAGGACUAUCGAGUUCUGCUUCUUGACCAGCGGGGCACAGGUCGUUCAACACCCGUCACCGCUCAGACAUUGCAGGGAAUGGAAUCAUCAGAAGCGGCCGAGUACCUGUCGCACUUCCGUGCUGACUCCAUCGUCGAGGACUGCGAAGUUAUCCGCAAAUCAAUGGGAGUCAAAAAACUCACUUUGCUUGGGCAAUCCUUUGGAGGCUUUUGUGCGUUGACAUACCUUUCCAAAGCUCCGGAAAGUCUCCGAGAAGUGUUCCUCACCGGUGGCCUUGCUCCUGUAUUCCACGGCCCCGAUGAGGUCUACAAGCACCUCUACAAACGGGUCCUUGAAAGAAAUCGAUUGUACUACAUGCGCUACCCAGCUGACGUCAAGCGAGUGAGACGCAUCGUGCAGCACUUGGACACCGCCAGUGUCACUCUUCCCGGAGGUGGGCGCCUCACACCUCGGCGCUUCCUGUCCUUGGGCCUUGAGCUUGGCUCUGGCAGUGGCAUGGAGCAUUUACACUGGCUCGUGGAGUCCGCUUUUGUGGAGAACCACAAGGGUGACUGUGUUCUAGACUACCGCUUUCUGUGCAACGUAGAAGCGAUGCAGAGAUUUGACACUAAUCCGAUUUAUUGGCUUUUGCAUGAGGCGAUCUACUGCAGCCCCACCACUGGGGCAUCUCAGUGGGCUGCGCACCGUGUACUGAACGAGGACUUUAAAGAUAGCUUUGACUACCGACGUGCCCUUGAAGCUUCGGACUCUGAGCCUCUGAUGUUCACCGGGGAGAUGGUCUACCCCUGGUUUGCAAAGGAUUUUGCCACACUUGGGGGCCUAAGUGAGUGCGCGGAAAUGCUUGCUUGCCGCAGUGACUGGCCUGCUUUGUAUAUCACUGAGGUUCUUCGCAAUACCAGCGUGCCGGUUGCGGCUGCCAUGUACUACGAUGACAUGUACGUGGAACGGGCAUUCUCAGAAGAAGUUGUGCACUUGCUGGGCCAGAAGUGCAAAGUUUGGGUCACCAAUGAGUUUCAACAUUCUGGCAUUCGUGAUGAUGGUGCUCGCGUUCUAGACACAUUAAUCAAGAUGCUGAGAGGCUUCAGCGCAGUAACCGGCGGCUACUUGUCGAACUCGUACUCUCUGAGGCUAUGCUUCGUGUUGGCUGAGCUGGGUCGGUUGAUCGGGAGUCAUUGGCAUGUCGUUGACAUGCUGUCCAUUGUUCUUGUGGCAACAGUGUGCUGUUUUUACAUGAUGCGUUGCCAGUCAUCUUUGCAUUUGAUGCUUUGCUCCGUCCGUGUUCACAUCCGCAGGCCUUGGUGGCAGUGCGUCGAGUGGUGCAGAGUCGAGGAUGUGUUCCUGCAUGAUGCUCCAAAGGUCGAGGCAUCAUCCUUACCAGACCAAGCUCGAAAGGCUGCGGCGGCGUUUGGUCGUGAUGGUCUUGUCCGAAUCAAGAACAUUCUGCCGCCUGAAGUGGCAGAGGCCUUGUGUUCUCGAGUUCAUGCGGAACUCGACCAGAGACGGCAUGAUGGUGAUGCCGCGUAUUUCGGGGACGUUUAUGGCUAUGAGGCUCCUGCUGUGCGCUUCGUCCGUACCGUGUUUGUUUCUUUGGAUGACAGGUCUGCAUGUGCACUUCUGUUUUCCAUUCCGCGGUCGACUAGUCUGCGUUUGGCGGAGGUGCUGGAAACGCUGCGCCCUUCCUGGCAGCUGACGGAACUGGCAGUGAAGCUGUCCAGUCCUUGGCUGGGAGGUCGUGACGAUAUUUGCCAUGCCGGCAAGUUUGCUUUCUGUGUCGACAACGCGGCGCUUUGGCAUCCACAGUCAGGUAAGUUGAAGAACCGCUGUGCCACGCAAGUAGGUCGCGUGGAUCGACGAAUACCAUUCUACCGCAGUACGAGGAAUGCCUCGGAGCGUCACUGGAAUCGCGCAUGUACCCAUGAUCUUUGUCCCAUCCUGAACCUCUGCGAAUCUCUGCUCAAGCUCUGGUCAGACGUGGGACGCGUCCAGGGCCGCUUCCCACUUCCCGGCAUUGAGGAAGUGGACUUGCGUCAUCCGAUGCAGCCUGCAUCUGCGGCAGCACAGAAGGCAAGCAUGCGCGUCCGUCGUGCUGGCGCCGGGGUCGCCUUGGCCGGGCUGGGUCUACUGGUCUACAACCUAGCAGGGCCACGGCUAUUCGUGGCUCCCCAGCCUGAGAUGCUUGGGAUACCGCGACACGGCUCCGAGGUGCAGGCCAGAGGUGAGGCCGUGGUUAUGUUUGCGAAGCCUGGUCGACGGCCGGAUGACGCCACAAUCGAAGCUUUACCAGCAUGCAUGUCCAAGGUCAAGACUAGGCGAGGUGAGCUGACAGUGGAUCAGCAGAUGGAUCGCAAGGAAAGGACAGCCAAGUGGCUCCGCACCUUGAAGGGUAAGUUCGUGUACAGAGGCCCAAAGCCCUAUGAUACCGACCAGUUCACCAAGGUCAGCAUUCAGGUACGGUUGGAACCAAGGCAAGCAUCCAACACCAAGAUCAUGAACCAGGUUGUGGAAGAGCUCCGACGGGUCAGUGGUGUUCAUCCUGUCGCUACCAAGUUCGAAUCCAACAAUGCUGAGCUAGGAUACCGCGUCGGAGAUGCCUCCGGAGCGAAGGUAAAUAUUCGCGGCCAUUUAAUGCAAGAUUUUCUGCAGAGGCUCAACACCAUUGUUCUGCCUCGAGUACGAGAUUUCGAAGGACUGAAUCCCAUGGCCUUCAACAAGAAAGCAAACUUCCUGCUAGAACUCCCCAGCCAGGAGCCGUUUAACGAGCUCGAUGAGCUGCUCGACUCCCGGGAGGUUGUCCACGGCUUCAACGUCAAAAUCAUCAACAACUGUUUCACACAGCCAGAUGCUUUGAAGUUGAUGAAAGACUUCGGCUUUCCGUUCGGCGACCCCCAGCCGCGUCCGGCGAGGAAGGUCCCAACGGAUCCGUACGCGAAAUACAAGAACAAGGGCAAGGGCAAGAAGAAGCGAUAG